Molecule: messenger RNA, 1299 nt
Organism: Bacidia gigantensis
Lineage: Eukaryota; Fungi; Ascomycota; Lecanoromycetes; Lecanorales; Ramalinaceae
Exons: 4
Coding region: 1-1299 (432 amino acids)
Cellular component (GO): mitochondrion
Molecular function (GO): manganese ion binding; metalloaminopeptidase activity
Source: RefSeq, a predicted model, not a curated record
AUGUAUGGCAUAUCGUCAGUCAGCUUGACGCCUGGCAUUACCGCUCUCGAAUAUGCUCAGCGCAGGUCAAAAUUAGCAAGUGAACUCCCAAAUGGAGCAAUUGCAAUCCUUGAAGCUACAGACGUCAAGUGGAAAAGUCAUGAUGUCUUCUACGACUUUCAUCAGAACUCGAACUUCUUCUACCUGACGGGGAAAGACGCAACAGGCAAAGACCACACAUUCUAUCUCUAUGUGCGGGAAAAGGAUGCAAAAGCGGAGCAAUGGGAAGGUGUUCGCUCCGGGACGCAGGCAGCCGUCGACAUAUUCAACGCCGAUGAGACUGGUGAUAUCACUAGUCUCUCAACACACUUGAAAUCCAUACUCAGCUCAGCCUCAAAAGUCUACACCGAUAUCCCUACAACAAAAAAGCCCGACUCCUCCUUCCUCUCCCGCUUCAUCUCCCCUUCCACAGCCUCAACACCCUUCGCUUCUCUCCUCGGCACCACCAAAACCUCACCUCUGAACCCUCUCCUCAACAAUCUCCGCGCCAUCAAGUCCCCCGCCGAAUUAUCUCUCCUCCGUACCGUUGGCCAACGCUCCGGCCGCGCCCUCACCUCCGCCAUCGCCCAGUCCUGGCCCUCGGAAUCAUCCCUCCACAACCACCUCUCCUACCAAUUCCGCGCCAGCGGCUGCGACAAGGACGCCUACAUCCCCGUCGUAGCCGGCGGCAGAAACGCAAGCAUAAUCCACUAUACCUCGAACAACGCCCUCCUCAAGUGCGAUGACAUGGUGCUCGUAGAUGCGGGGGGACAAUAUGGGGGCUAUGUAGCCGAUAUCACGCGAACGUGGCCUGUGUCUGGAAAGUUCACCACGGCGCAGAAAGAUCUAUACAAUGCCGUUCUCGCCGUGCAGAGACAUUGCGUGUCCCUCUGCCGCGCCAACGCCGGAACAUCUCUGGACGAUCUGCACAAGAUCGCUGAGUCCCUCCUCCAGCAAAAUCUGUCUGAUAUAGGCUUCGAGCGCGAUUAUACGGGCAAGAUUAGGAAUUUCAUUCGAUUAUUCCCGCACCAUGUGGGACAUUAUGUGGGGUUGGACGUGCAUGAUACGCCUGGGCUGAGUAGGAAGAAGAGGCUGGAGGAGGGUAUGUGCGUUACUGUGGAGCCGGGGGUGUAUGUGCCUGAUGAGGAGGAGUUUCCGCCGCAGUUUAGGGGGAUGGGGGUCAGGGUUGAGGAUUCGGUGGGAGUUGGGGAGGAGGGGCCUGUGGUUUUUAGUACCGAGGCUGUGAAGGAGGUUGAGGAUAUUGAGGCGCUUAGGAGAUGA